GUAUAUACAGGUGGUUCUUGAUCAUUGUGUUGUACAUUCUCAACCACAUGCAUCAUCAUCAUGAUGGACAUGACCUUUGCAAUGAUCAAGCCUGAUGCCAUAGAGUCUGCAAGUGAUAUCAAGGAACUCAUCCGUCAGCAGAACUUUCUCAUUGUUCAGGAGAAACAAAAGCAGCUGACGGAUGCAGAAGCCCGGGAAUUCCACACGGAACACAGUGGAAAACCAUUCAUGGAGGAGCUGGUGGCGUAUGUGACCAGUGGUCCAGUGGUGGCCAUGGCCCUGCUCCUGCCGACGCCCAUCAGCAGCAGCACCAUCACUCCUGAUCCUGACGAGGACAACAACAAGGACCAGCAGCAGCAGCAACAACAGGCCAAUGACCAUCAGAUGAGCCAGGCUGAGAAACAAAAGCAGCUGACGGAUGCAGAAGCCCGGGAGUUCUACGCGGAACACAGUGGAAAACCAUUCAUGGAGGAGCUGGUGGCGUAUGUGACCAGUGGUCCAGUGGUGGCUUUGGCCCUGCUCCUGCCGACGCCCAUCAGCAGCACCAUCACUCCUGAUCCUGACGAGGACAACAACAAGGACCAGCAGCAGCAGCAGCAGCAACAACAGGCCAAUGACCAUCAGAUGAGCCAGGCUGUGCGACUCUGGCGGACCAUGUUGGGUCCCACGGAUGUGGCCCGAGCCAGAGACGAGCACCCUGACUCCAUCCGGGCCAUCUUUGGCACAGGGCCCGGGAAGAACGCGGCCCACGGCAGCGACUCUCCAGAGAGUGCACGUCGCGAGCUUGGAUUCUUCUUCCCGGAACUGAAUAUGGAGGAUUUCCUGAAUGCUGCCUGCCCAGACAAUGACGUUAUGACCAAGGAAUUUUCUGACAUUCUGUCGGAGGGUCUUCAGGAAGCUGCCAGGGAAAAGCCUGAGAACCCAAUAGUCUGGCUCGCCAAAUGGCUUGGGAACAGGGCUCCAACCUCUUGA
Messenger RNA from Notodromas monacha, 972 nucleotides. The record is from the annotation of a GenBank genome assembly. NCBI's taxonomy places the organism in Eukaryota, Metazoa, Arthropoda, Ostracoda, Podocopida, Cyprididae.